Uranotaenia lowii is the source of this 2823-nucleotide messenger RNA. Its product is annotated as nucleolar and coiled-body phosphoprotein 1-like. Gene Ontology annotation, cellular component: nucleolus; nucleoplasm. The coding region runs from base 312 to 2528 and encodes 738 amino acids. The transcript has 3 exons. Lineage: Eukaryota; Metazoa; Arthropoda; Insecta; Diptera; Culicidae. The record is from RefSeq and is a predicted model, not a curated record.
UGCGCGCACGUUGUUUUCUUGUUCGUUCUCCGGCUCCGUUGCAAUAAGACGUGCUCAAGUGAGCUGAGCACUUAAAAAUCUUGAAUAAAUACCGGUUGACUGUUUCCUUAAGAAUUUUCAGCUUAGGUAAUUAAUUCAUCGUGUUAAAUAGUGCACGAAAUAAAUCAAAAAUAUCAGGACUAGAAAACAGUAAACACUGCCACAGCACUUACACGUUGAAAAACGUGUUCGUUGUGUAGUGUUUAGUAAACACAUUGGUGCAAGUGCUUCUUUCAAGUCAGUAGAAGUGUCCAUCUUUUCACGUUUCAAACAUGGCUGCGGCUAGUGAGGCUGUUCUGGAUGCUCUGGUUCUCGAUUACCUUACGAGAAAAGAUAAAACCUUCGGCGAAGUUUUUCACAAGAAAUUCAAAACGGCUGGCCUUGCCAAGGGUUCUCCCCGUCUGGAAGAUGCGAUAAAACAGUUUCAGGUUUCCGCUCCCAAAAAAAUUGUCAUUUCAAAGGCAGCAGAAUCUUCGGACUCGGACGAUUCUUCUGAGGACGAAGAAGCGGCAGCAAAAACCCCAGCCAAGAAACCAAUUGCAAAUGGGAAACCGGUAACUAAUGGUAAAGCUCCAGCAGCCGUAAACGGAAACGGAGUCAAGAAACAACAGGAUUCGUCAAGUUCGGAAGACAGCUCAGAGGAAGAGGAGGAAAAACCGGUGCCGGUCAAGACUCUAGCUAAAACACCAGCUAAAACGCCAGCUAAAGCUACACCCGCUGUUUCUGCCAAGAAAGCUAAGGAAUCUAGCAGUGAAGAUUCUUCGUCCGAAGAAGAAGGAGCAAAACCAGUUGCUAAGGCACCAGUCAAGCAGACACCAGCUAAAGCACCGGUCAAAGCGGCCUCUGCUGCUAAAAAACAAGAAUCAUCUAGUGAUGAUAGUUCAUCCGAAGAGGAAACACCUAAAACACCGGUUAAGCCAGCUUCUGCUAAAGCACCAGCGAAGGCUACACCUGCAGUUGCCAAAAAGGCGGAAACAAGCGAUAGCGAAUCGGAUUCGGAUGAAUCCGAAGAGGAAAAACCUGCUGCUAAGACGCCGGUUAAACCUUCGGUAAAAGCAACACCUGCUAAGGCUACACCGGCUGCUAAAGUUGCUGCUAAAAAAGAGGAGUCUUCGGACGACAGUUCAGAUGAUGAUGAGGAAGAAUCCAAACCAGCCGUCGUUAAAAAGGCUGUUCCGACAAAACCAGCUGGUAAAGCACAAGAGUCCUCGGAUGACUCCAGCUCCGAUGAGGAAGAAACUCCUGCAGUAAAACCUCUGGUGAAUAAGAAGCCAACCCCGACUGUAGCUAAGAAACAAGAAUCCAGUGAUGACUCUGAUUCUGACGAAGAAGAGGAAACUCCUAAACAGGCACCAGCUACUAAACCAGGUGCUAAGCGACCAGUCCCUGCUCAGGAGGAAGAAUCGAGCGAUGAUUCCAGCGAAGAAGAUCAACCACCCGCGAAAAAGCCUGCGGCCACUCCAGUUCCCAAGAAAGCAGCCCCUGCUAAGAAAGCUGAAUCCAGUGACGAUUCUUCGGACUCCGACGAGGACGAAGCGCCAGCUGCCCAGAAAAAGGCUGCCGUGACCCCAGCCAAGAAGGCAGUCCCUAAGAAGCAGGAAGAAGAAGAAGAAUCAUCUUCGGAAGAGGACUCCGAUGAAGAACCGGAGGAAAAGCCAGUGGCGAAAAAACCAGCUACUCCUGCGGCGAAACCAGGCAAAAAACGUAAAGCCGAACAGGAGGAGGAGGAGGUGGAAGAAGAGGCCGAGGAAGAGUCUCCCCCAGCAAAGAAGGCCAAUUAUAGCAACUUUGUUAAAGCGGGCGAGGGCAACAAAAAUAAUAAGCAACAGAAUGGCAAAGGUGAUCGCAAGUCAUUUGGAGGAUUCAACAACAAGGGUGGCGGAGAGCAAUGGGAGUGCGACAAAUGUGGUGUUGCUAAUGAAGCCCACUUCCGCAUGUGCAAGGAAUGCAAAAAUUUCAACAAAAAUGCUGAUAGCUCGAACGAUUGGGAAUGCUCGUGUGGAUUCAAAAAUUUCCCCAACCGUUGGUCAUGUUUCAAAUGUCAAACGCCCAACCCCAAUGGCGGUGGAAACCGGAAAAGCUUUGGUGGUGGUCAAAGGAACAACGACGGUGGCGAAAAGAAGACCUUCCCUGGAGAUUGGGACUGUCCGAGCUGCGGUGUUUCAAACUUUGCUAAGCGUGGAACGUGCUUCAAAUGUCAAACUGCCAACCCGAGUGGAGGCUUUGGAGAUAAUUGGGAUUGUGCUGAUUGUAAUUUCUCAAACUUCCCAAGCAGAGGAUCUUGCUUCAAGUGCCAGAAGCCAAAUCCUAAUGGAGGAGGCGGCGGAGGCGGAGGUUUCCAGCGUAAAAGCUUCGGCGGUGGAGGCCGAGGAGGACGGGGAGGUAGAGGAGGCGGUGGUCAGCGCGGUGGACGACCAAGCUUCGGAGGAAACCGAAAUUCCGGUGGAGACAGCACGCCGAACAACAAGAAGAUCACCUUUGACGAGUAGAAUUUAGUUGAUAGGCAUUAGGCGGCUAAAUGCGUCUAUAGAUUCGAUAGUUCUAUUUCACUCGUAAGGAUUGAAAGUAAAUACAUAUAUUUCCUGACAAAAUGCGAUGAUGAAAAUAACAUGUUGAAUUAACGAUUAUUUCAUUGCUUAAAGUUUUUACAAGGUUUUGUUAAGAAUCACCGGAACAAUACUUUCUGAUCCAAGUCGCUUGUUUUAAACUUUUAUGUAGUGAUUAUAAAGCAUAGUUACUAUGUAUAACUACCUAUAUACAAAUAUAUCUUCUUGUAAGUUAAAA